Molecule: messenger RNA, 2811 nt
Organism: Trichomonas vaginalis G3
Lineage: Eukaryota; Parabasalia; Trichomonadida; Trichomonadidae
Exons: 1
Coding region: 1-2811 (936 amino acids)
Source: RefSeq, a predicted model, not a curated record
AUGGCGGAGGAGAACGCCAAUGUCGACGGAUUAGGAAAGAAGGAAAAGCCAGAGAAAAACGCUUCUUCACUCAAUGAUAAAAACGCUGAAAUAGAAGGAGAAAAAAAGAAACACAAGCAUGAUAAAUCAGAUAAAUCAGACAAAAAAGACAAGCAUAAACAUAAACGCUCAGAUAAAAGUGGCGAUGACAGAAAGGAAGAAAAGGAGGAAAAGAAACAUAAGCAUAGGGACAAAAGUGAAAAUGCAGAAAAUACUGAAUCUCCGGAAAAAUCUUCAAAGAGCAAAAAGCACGAUAAAAGCAAGGAUAAAUCUGAUGACGGCAAAGAAAAGAGAAAGCAUAAGCACGAUAAAGACAAAGAUGAAGAAGAAAAGAAGAUAGAUAGAAGAUCUAGACAUCAUACAGUUAGAGAAAAUCCAAAGAUGGAAGCUCCAGUACUCGAAGAGAAAAAGAGAAAGAGAAGAAAUUCAGGUGGCGAACCAAUACCAUUAAUAGAUGACGUCAAAUCUGACAGGAAAUCGAGAAAAGAAGAGAAGAAGAAGGAUAAAUCAGAUAAAGAAGACAGAAAGAAAGAGAAAAAAGAGAAGAAAUCAGAUGCAUCUGAGAAGGAAGAAAAGAAGAAAGAGCACAAGCAUAGACAUGAUAAGGAUAAGGAUAGGUUUGAUAAAUCAGAUAAGGAAGAGCGAAAGAAAGAAAAGAAGAAGAAGAAGGAAAGAAGCAAAGAGAAAGAAGAGAAGAAAUCCGACUCAGUUAAAGAAAGGUCAGUUGAAAUUGAAGUUCCUGUAGAAGAGCCACCUAAAGAAGUAGAGAAGCCGAAGAAGGAAGAAAAACCGAAGAAGGAAGAAAAGCCAAAGGAAGAAGAAAAGCCAAAGGCUGCAAGUGGAAUUGCAGCUAAAAUGGCCGCAAUCCAAGCUGCUCAGCAGGCUGCAAACGAAAAACCAAAGCCAAAGGAAGAAGAAAAGCCAAAGGCUUCUGGUGGAAUUGCAGCAAAGAUGGCAGCUAUUCAGGCAGCAAAACAAGCAGCGAACGAAAAAACACAGAAGCAAGAAGAAGAAAAGCCAAAGGCUGCAAGUGGAAUUGCUGCUAAAAUGGCCGCAAUCCAGGCUGCUCAACAAGCAGCAAACGAAAAACCAAAGCCAAAGGAAGAAGAAAAACCAAAGGCUUCUGGUGGAAUUGCAGCAAAGAUGGCAGCUAUUCAGGCAGCAAAACAAGCAGCAAACGAAAAGCAACAGAAGCAUGAAGAGGAAAAGCCAAAGGAAGAAGAAGAGAAACCUAAGGAAGAAGAAAAGCCAAAGGCUUCUGGAGGCAUUGCAGCUAAAAUGGCAGCUAUUCAGGCAGCACAACAAGCAGCGAACGAAAAACCAAAGCCAAAGGAAGAAGAAAAACCAAAGGCUUCUGGUGGAAUCGCCGCAAAGAUGGCUGCUAUCCAGGCUGCUCAACAAGCUUCAGCGGAGAAGCCGAAGCAGGAAGAAGAGAAGCCCAAGCCAGCAGGAGGCGGAAUUGCCGCUAAAAUGGCAGCAAUUCAAGCCGCCCAGCAAGCAUCAAACGAAAAGCCUAAAGAAGAAGAGAAGCCCAAGCCAGCAGGAGGCGGAGGAAUCGCUGCAAAGAUGGCCGCAAUCCAGGCUGCUCAACAGGCAUCAAACGAGAAGUCAAAGGAAGAAGAGUCACCUAAACCAAAGACAUCCAGCGGUGGAGGCAUUGCAGCUAAAAUGGCUGCUAUUCAAGCCGCCCAGCAAGCUUCGAACGAAAAACCGAAAGAAGAAGAGAAGCCAAAGACAUCUGGUGGCGGAGGAAUCGCUGCAAAGAUGGCCGCAAUUGCUGCAGCACAGCAGGCAUCAGCAGAGAAAGCACAGAAGACAGAAGAGCCUCCAAAGCCAGCUGGCGGAGGCGGACUCAAAGCUAAGAUGGCUGCGAUCGCCGCUGCACAACAAGCAUCAGCAGAGAAAGUCCAGAAGACAGAGGAACCACCGAAGCCAUCAGGCGGCGGCGGACUCAAGGCUAAAAUGGCUGCUCUCAAGGGACUUCCUAUGGGAAUGCCUAUGGGCAUGCCAAUGGGAAUGCCUAUGCCAAGGAAGGCGAAGACAUCAGAGCAACAAGUCAAGAAGUACGAGUUCCACGUAGACGAAGAAGGCUACGUAGUUCCAGACCUUCCAGAAGUCAAAUUCCCACCGAAGAAGAGAUCUCCAUCAGCGGAACCAUCAACAGCAUACAGAAAGAAGGAAUUCAAGACACAAGAAUACCACAUCCCAUUGAAAACAACACAACCAGCUCCUGCUCCUAAAGCACCAGCUAAUGAAAAGAAAAACGAAGAAGAGGAUUAUUCAUACUCUUAUUCCUACUCUUACAGCGAGGAAGAAGAGGAACAAGAAAUUGUUGCUGGAUACGACGAAAGCGAUGAUAAAAAGAAGAAGAAACCAAGGCAGCGCAAGGAAGGAGAUGUUCCUAAGAAAGGAGAAAAGGCUCAGAAGCCACAUCACGGUCAUAAGGUUGAAACACAGAUUGUUGUUCCAAGAAAGGUCUUCAAGGCCCCAAGGUUCAUUUCUACUUCUCCAACAGCCGCAUACAGAAUCAAGUUCGUUGAGAGGAAGGAAGAAACAGAGGAACAAAGAAAGGCAAGAAUUCUCGCUAAGCUAGGCUUAGGAGGAGCUCCUUCAGCACCUGGAAUGCCUGCACAUGCUGCUGCUCCGCAGGCUGAGAAAGAAGAGGAAGUCGUCGCUGCUCCUGAUACAGCAGUAAGAAGAGUCGCAAGAGGUCGCGGCGGAAGACGUGCACCUUCAAGACAGAGAAGGGCUGCUGAAGAUGAGUCGGAUUAA